Messenger RNA from Pipistrellus nathusii (Nathusius's pipistrelle), 1116 nucleotides. NCBI's taxonomy places the organism in Eukaryota, Metazoa, Chordata, Mammalia, Chiroptera, Vespertilionidae. The record is from the annotation of a GenBank genome assembly.
AUGGCCCAGGGGGGCCAGCAGAUGGCAGAUGGAGACCAUAAUCUCAACUGCAGGGACCAGAACCCAGAAGACCAGAAUCCAGAGGAGCAGUUUUUCUAUGAGUUCGUUUUUAAGCUCUUCAAGGAAAAUAAGGUGGAGAUUGCAAAAGCAAUAACGAAGCCAUUUCCUUUUCUUAUGGGCCUCCGAGACCGUGGUUUUAUCCCUGAAUCAAAGUAUAAUCAUUUUCUAGAAGCUUGUAUAAAUCUGGUCCCCAUGGAGAGAGUGGCAUAUAAUGUCCUCAAUGAACUGGAGAAGAAAUUUGACCUGACAGUUCUGAAAGCCUUAUUCAGCACAGUUAACCUGAAGUCUUAUACUGAUUUACCUGAGAUUUACAGAAGCUUCCAAAAUGAGCUUCAUGGUCAAUUCUAUUACCAAGCUAUUGAUGAUGAAGAAACAACAGAGAUGCUCAACUGCCAACCAAACUGUGAACAAGGUCAAGCCCUACCUGGAGCUAGAAUCUCAGAGUAUCUCAGUGAUGGACAGCAAAUGAGUAUAAAGCAAGAAGAUUCAUCUCAUGACCUAAGUAGAUCAAUACAAACACAGGAAAUGACAAAUGAAUCCUCCCAAAGAUCUCAACAAAUAGAUGCCAGUGGGAUUUCAAUCCUUUCUGAAGAGAAUAACAAGGCCUGUUGUGUAGCCUGUGAUGGAGAGGAGCCCCAGGAAACUUUGAGCUCCCCACAGAGACAUGAACCAGUUUCCUGUGAGCAUGAAGCUCUCCAAAGGACUAGUGGAGGUGAUUCUGAAGCGAUGCCAAAACUGCUUCCAGUUCACGGGAGAGUGCCCUUGGAACUUAUUGAUCUACAAAUGAAUGAAGGAGGAGAAAUAGAAGCAAUGCCCAAGCUACUGCCUUAUGAUGGAGAUGUGACCUGUGAUCUCAAAGCUUCAGAAAUGACUAAUGAAGGAGAAGUUCAGAAGGUGCUCAGCUUACAGCCUGCUGAGGGAGAAGAGGACAGCAAUGCCUCUUGGGAGCCCUGUGAUGGAGAAGAGCUUGAGGAAGACUUGCGCUCCUCACCCAGAUAUGUGCCAGGGAAGAAAGGGGGCAUUGCCAGCCCUUGGCUGCAGAUGUCAGGAGGCUGA